Molecule: messenger RNA, 1811 nt
Organism: Pyricularia grisea
Lineage: Eukaryota; Fungi; Ascomycota; Sordariomycetes; Magnaporthales; Pyriculariaceae
Exons: 4
Coding region: 73-1119 (348 amino acids)
Cellular component (GO): cytoplasm
Molecular function (GO): GTPase activity
Source: RefSeq, a predicted model, not a curated record
CCAGGAGCAAAUGCACAAGAAGUUGUCGACUGCAUGAGAUUUUAGUAACUCCUCACACUAUACUUUGCAAUCAUGCCUUUUGGACAGCUAGUAGUGGGGUCUCCCGGCGCUGGGAAGAGCACCUACUGUGAUGGCAUGCAUCAAUUUCUAGGCGCAAUAGGGAGAGCUUGUUCUGUAGUAAACCUUGACCCGGCCAACGACCAUACGAGCUAUCCAUGUGCCCUGGACAUACGAAAUCUUGUCACGCUGGAGGAAAUCAUGGGAGACGACAACUUGGGGCCAAACGGUGGCAUCCUCUACGCUAUUGAAGAGCUGGAGCAUAACUUCGAGUGGUUGGAAGAAGGUCUGAGAGAGCUCGGGGACGACUAUAUACUAUUCGACUGCCCAGGCCAAGUCGAGCUGUACACACAUCACAAUUCAUUGCGCAAUAUCUUCUUCAGGUUACAAAAGCUCGGCUACAGACUUGUCGUUGUUCACCUCUCGGACAGCAUUUGCCUCACUCAGCCAUCCUUGUACAUCUCGAAUCUCCUCCUUGCCUUGCGCGCCAUGCUCCAGAUGGACCUUUCCCAUGUCAACGUCCUCACCAAGAUUGACAAGGUCUCGUCCUAUGACAGACUCGCCUUUAAUCUCGAUUUUUACACCGAGGUCCAAGACCUUUCAUAUCUCCUCCCCGAGCUCGAAGCCGAGAAUCCCUCACUGCGCAGUGAAAAGUUCGCCAAGCUAAACAGAGCCGUCGCAAACUUGAUUGAAGACUUUGGACUCGUUCGGUUCGAGGUCUUGGCUGUCGAGAAUAAGAAAAGUAUGAUGCAUUUGCUCCGAGUGCUCGAUCGUGCCAACGGGUACGUGUUUGGUGGGGCCGAGGGAGCCAACGAUACCGUUUGGCAGGUGGCCAUGCGCAAUGAGGGCUCCCUAAUGGGUGCCCAAGAUAUCCAGGAGCGCUGGAUUGAUAACAAAGAGGCUUAUGAUGAGAUGGAGCAGCGCGAAUGGGAGGAACAGGUCAAGGCCCAAGAGGCCAUGGCCGAGGCAGCAGCGGCUGAAGAGGGCGAUGACGACUUGAUGGGGGGCCCGGGUGCUCGAUUCCCAGACAGCGGUAUCACAGUGACCCGGACAAAGAAGUGAAGGCUGCGACAGCAACCUAGAAUCAGUCACAGAUUUUAACGAGCGAAGAUCAGCCGUCGUCCUCCUCUUCCUCGUCCACUUCGCCGGCGUUGUCAUCCUCAUCUUCAGCGUCAAGAACCACACCCUGCAUGCGGUGGGCAGAGUCACUGGAGCCAAACAGUGUGUCCAGCACGUCGGAUUCUUUGCCAGCCAUUUGCUUUUCCACAGCGAGCUUCAAUGCCUUAUGUCGCCGAAUCGCCGCUGUCUCGACUUUACGCAUCGUGCCUCCAACAUGGACAACACGAAAGGUGCAGGCUUGCCCAUUCUUGAUGGGAAGCUCAUCCAUAAAAGUCAGGGCCGCCCACACGAGGCGAUAUUGCUCCCGAUGAACGCGAAGGAUGAAGGUCGAAGUAGCAUUAGACAGAUAUUUGACUAUAAAUUAGGAGAUUUCGCUCGAUAAGACCAGAGCCGUAGUCUCCAAACAAUACUCUGACCUGUUCCCGAAUUGCUCUUAGGAUAGCCUGGGGUGUCAAGUCAUUCGUUGUCGGCUUGUGAAGGACGGCGAGGUCCGGUUCGUUUGGCUUGACGUUCUUGAGCGCGUCAGGGUAGAGUAUAUUGACUAGCAAAUAUCGCUCCUUAAUACGAACCAUGACGUGCUUGUGGCUUCAGUGCGAUGACUUUUUGGCAAUUUCAAAGUUGAUGUGAUAAAAAUA